Molecule: messenger RNA, 1355 nt
Organism: Leptopilina boulardi
Lineage: Eukaryota; Metazoa; Arthropoda; Insecta; Hymenoptera; Figitidae
Exons: 2
Coding region: 19-1254 (411 amino acids)
Biological process (GO): DNA recombination; DNA integration
Molecular function (GO): DNA binding
Source: RefSeq, a predicted model, not a curated record
UGUAUAUUUUUGUUAAAAAUGGAGAAUUCCGAAAAAAUUUUACCCCAAAGUGUGUUUGAUGCUGCAAAUCAAGAAGUGGAAAAUUUGAUUCCAGAUAAAUCAAAAGCCCAAUACGAAAUUUACUAUCAAAAAUUCAUUGAUUGGAAAAACACACAAUCAAUUAAAUCAUCAAACGAAUUAACAGUAUUGUUGGCUUAUUUCAACGAACUGAGCAACAAAUAUAAAACUUCAUCACUUUGGAAUAUCUAUUAUAUGUUAAAGAAAAUGUUAAUUGUCAAAGAAGAAGUAGACAUCAACAAAUAUCAUCUUCUUAUCGCAUUUUUGAAAAAGAAAUCUUCAGGAUUUAUAAGCAAAAAAUCUAAAGUGUUAACUUCACAAGAAGUAAAGAAGUUUUUAAAAGAUGCACCUGACGAGAUCCAUCCUGUAACAAAGGUUGCUCUCAUUUUUGGAGUUUUUGGAGCUUGUCGAGGCGGUGAGCUUGUUAACAUCAAAAUUCAGGAUAUUACGAAACAGGGUAAUUUGCUAGUGGUCAAUCUUCCCGACACGAAAAACAAAGUACCUCGAAAAUUCGUCAUCGACGAAAACUUCACUGCAACUGUACGCAAAUAUAAAGCUUUCCGUCGUCCCACAGCAACAACAGACAGAUUCUUUUUGAACUAUCAGCAAGGUAGAUGCACCACACAAGUCUUCGGCAAACAUAAAUUCCAGUCCAUGCCAAAAACAAUUGCAAAAUAUUUAAAUUUGCAAGGGCCUGAUUCCUAUACCGGUCACGCUUUUCGACGUGCCUCUGCAACAAUCUUGGCCGAUUCAGGAGCUGAUACGCUGGCCUUAAAACGUUUAGGAGGCUGGAAAUCUAGCACUGUUGCAGAAGGAUACGUCGAAGAGUCUGUAGCAAACAAAGCUAAAGUUAGUAGAACAAUAUCAACCUCUAUCACCUCAACGAAAAUAUCUUUGAAUCAACCUGGAAACGCACCAACCAGUAUCGGUUUCACUUCAGCAAAAAAUAUAUUAUGUGAAUCUCAAAAAGAAUCGUCUUCAAAGCGACAAAAAACAACUAGUAGCGAUGCAUCUUCUGAUUUAACUGUAAACACUUCAAAAUCAGAAAGUAUUAACAUCUCACCAUUCAAAGAUGUUUCAUCUCAAUUAAAUGUAAACACGUCGAUACAAGCCGAAACUAUUAACCUUUCACCAAAAAAAGGACAAAUAAUUUUCAACAACAGCUCUUUCACAGUUCAAAAUUUUAAUACCAAAUAAAAAACACAGUUUUUAAAAAUUCUAUUGCAAUAUCGUCACUGCCAAAAAAGGAGACCAUAUUUUUAAUUAAUGAUAUAAAUUUUAUUUUCAACACUAGUGAC